Messenger RNA from Candida dubliniensis CD36, 1449 nucleotides. RefSeq lists its product as uncharacterized. The record is from RefSeq and is a predicted model, not a curated record. The transcript has a single exon. Bases 1 to 1449 code for a protein of 482 amino acids. NCBI's taxonomy places the organism in Eukaryota, Fungi, Ascomycota, Pichiomycetes, Serinales, Debaryomycetaceae.
AUGGGAUUUAUUGAUCCAGGAAAAUCUUUAAGGAAAAGAAAACUGCGGAGUAAUUCACCCUUACCUGCUAAAAUACCUAGAGUGUCUCCUUCCUUAUCCCCACGACAGUAUGCUCCAGCUAUUCCAAAAGUGUGUUCACUAGCUACAUUACCAGUGGAGAUUAUUCAUAAAAUAUUUGUAUACGUUGGACCAUAUGAAAACAAUCUACCCUUAGUUGAAAAACACAUGAACUCCAUUCUUCGAUUCAAUGGUGAUAUACAAGUAGAACCUGUUUAUAAUUAUCCCCUUUUCAAGUCCAUGGUGAAUAGUUACUUCCUUUUUGACUUGAACAUAAGAAUAAAUCACCAAUGUCUUCAAAUGAAAUCAAAGUAUUAUACAAGCAAACUUGAGACUAUUCAGCAGCAUCAUCCGGAAUACACGAGGAGUUCAUACUACAAUCGGCUACGUCGAAAUUUGGCAAUUGUGGAAUCUACAGUACAGCUGUUCAAUCAAAAUCGCCAUGCAUUGUUGGUUGAUAUAUUGAAUUUUAAAUUUGUAUCAAGUCAGGUACUUUAUAGAUUAAACCAAGAGAGAGAAACAAUGGGACAGGGACUAUUGUCCAUAAGAUCAAUGUCGGAGAUCACAUUAUUGCAAAAACUGAGGUUGAAAUUUUUGCGACUAAAAUUCAAUGAAAUGGGUGACAACUUGAAAAGAUUGUUGAGCGAGAUAGAAAAUGGAUUGAUUGAGACAUCUGUGACUUUUGACAUUGAAAGUAUUCAACAGUCUUUAUUUGAUGAACCCGAAUAUGACUUGAACCCACAUUUCCAAUAUUUUGAGGACGAAAAUUUGCCAACAGAAGGAUUCCUGUCAUGUACUAAUGACAGGUUUAUUAAGAUUUCGGAGGGGUUUAUUAACUUCAACGAGGGAUUCGAAGUAAUUGAGGAAGAAGCUCCUGGUAGAUCUAAAAUACCCGAGCUUUUGUUUACAAAGUCGAUUUAUUCAAAACGUCACUACGAUACUUUGAGCUAUUUAAGACGUUUCUACAAAUUUGGAAAAAUGGACGGGCCGCGAAUCAUUAUAAGCCUAUCAGAAGUAUUGGAAUCCCCUCAUAAGUAUCAAGUUUUGAAUUGGUUACAACUUGCGGGCUUGGUUGAUUAUGUGUGCGCCUGCAAUAACCCACAAUAUAAAUUUACUGAAGCGAUUAUCACGCUGUUCAGACUAUUUGCUCAUUAUAAUAGCAAGGAUCACCCUUUGCUCUUUGAUAUCAAAAUAGACAUAGCAGAUGCAAUCAAUAAGAUAUUUCAGAUGGUAGAGACUUUGGUAGAGUAUUUUUUUGCCCAUGAUCACAACAAUGAGGAACGAAGACAGUUAUGGAUUGAGGCAAUGCAACUUAAAAGUAUUUGCUUGAUAGAUUUACUAAGAAAGUAUGACGACAAUCCCGAUUACGAUAUACUACAUAGAUUUGGUUAA